CGACUGCCAACAACAGCUAACACAGUACAUCCUGCGCCAGUGUCUUUCUAUUGUGUGUGGAAAGGCUCUCCAUAGCUUGUUUUUACAGAAACUGCGAGCUUAGUCCUGAGACAACUAGCAGCUAUGAACAUGGAUGGCUUCGAAGAUGAGAACCCUUUUGAACAAGACGCGGAACAUAUACCCUCAGAAGCAUCUUCAACAUCCAAAGUAGCCCUUUAUGAACCCUCUUCACCACCCCUACACCCUUCUCGCCAACUUUCGCCCACUUCACCCACUUCACCCCGCACGAAUCGUCCCCCAUUUCCCUCUUCGGGUUCCCACCGGCAACCAUACUCGAACUACAAGACUGACUACUGUUGUGCACGCGAUAGGGUGUUACAUUCGGGGGACGACGUCGAGAUACUUAUCACAGACGCACAAAAGACCUCUCUCGGUGCUGGUUCGACUUACAUAGCAUAUGUUAUCAAAACAGGUAACACAGAAGCAAGACACCGUUAUUCGGAGUUCGAGUCUUUUCGAGAGAGCCUUGUCAAGUUGUACCCGACGAUAAUCGUUCCUCCAAUCCCAUCGAAACAACCCCUUACGGACUAUGCGGUCAAACAAGGUAAGGCCAAAGAGGAUGUAACCUUGAUUGCACGCAGGAAACGAAUGUUGCAAACGUUUUUGAACCGUGUCGCUCGUCAUCCUAUUUUAUCAAAUGAGCAUGUGUUUCAUCGCUUCCUUGAUGGCGAAGUGUCGUGGACCGAGGUCUUGAAUUCACCACCCUUGUCAUUACUUCCAAAGAAUAUACUCAAAGCGCCGUCACAUAAUCCUACUGACCAAAAUGCUUCGCUCGCCUAUGCUGCGCUUCCUAACCCCUCAGCUGCGCAUCCUCUACGGCAGCCAGAUCAACGAUUCCUGGACUCCGAAGCUUUUACCCACAAAUUCGCUAAUCACGUCAGCGGUCCAAUGGAGAAGGUGACGCGUCGUGUGAUUAAGCGCUGGUCAGACUAUGCUUCUGAUCAUUCAGAUCUUGGCGCAUCGUUGAACGGUUUCAGCUUGAAUGAACCUGGUUCAUUGUCGGCGGCUGUCGAAAAAACUGGCCAAGCCGUCGAUGCUACGUUCAUGUCAACGACAAAACUGAUACAAGAACUUGAGCAAAACUGGGCAGAGCCGCUUCAUGAAUAUGCGCAGUUUGCUGCCAUCAUCAAGAGACUUCUUGCUUAUCGACACCAAAAGCAUGUUCAGUACGAAAUGACUCAGGAUGUUCUUGAAAAUAAACGAGAGCAAUUGGAAGAACUGGAGAAGAGUGAGCGGGAGGCUAGACGGCUCGAAGAGGCCUUGGGUCGGGGAAAGGUUACCAAUGGACUGGCGUCCCCUACCACUCAGGACUCAGAAGGAAAUAGUGAUACACCUGAAACACCAAUUACGCCUGGCUCUGCGUUUCUGCCUCCACACCCUGGUCCAAACCCAGCACGGAGACGGACGAAAGCUCCCGGUAUGGGUUUGUUGAAUGCUUUGAGUUAUACAUUGCAUGGUAUGAUGGACGUCGACCCUGAAGUCGCCCGUCGGAAUGGCAUUACCAAAACACGAGAGAACAUAUCGCAGCUUGAAGAUGCGCUUCAUUUGGCAGCUCAGGACCUCAAAUACUCGAGCUCAACGAUUCAAGCUGACUUGGAUAGAUUUCAACGACAGAAGGUGGCUGACAUGAGGGAAAUGUGUAUUAGCAUGGCAAGGAGCCAUCGGGAUUGGUGUAAGAAGAAUUUGAAAGCAUGGGAGGAUGCGAAGAAGGAAAUUGAGAAGAUGCCAGACCAUCCCAACAAGGCUCCGGUUACUCCAGAGGCGACAUCAACUGUUCCAGUGGCGUCUCCUGCGAAGCAAAAGGAUUCAACUACGGUGAGCGGGCGGUGA
Molecule: messenger RNA, 1890 nt
Organism: Laccaria bicolor S238N-H82
Lineage: Eukaryota; Fungi; Basidiomycota; Agaricomycetes; Agaricales; Hydnangiaceae
Exons: 9
Coding region: 124-1890 (588 amino acids)
Biological process (GO): retrograde transport, endosome to Golgi
Molecular function (GO): phosphatidylinositol binding
Source: RefSeq, a predicted model, not a curated record